UCAACAAAAUACGUGCGUCAUCUGGUGGUUAACAAAAUUGUUAUUAAUUGUUCUAUUUUCACAAUAGUCGUCAUGACAUGUGAUCUCUAUAAUUUGAAAUCAGUAUCAUCAUCAGUAUUUAUUUAUUAUAAUCUGUUUUAAUGAUUAAUGAUGAAUAACAAAAAACGAAAAGCGUCAGGAGCUUCGAAAAAGAAACGCUAUGAGAAAAUUGAAUUCCUUGGAGAAGGUCAAUUUGCCUAUGUGUAUAAAGCUCGAGAUGUACAAACCGAUCAAAUCGUAGCUGUCAAGAAGAUCAAACUUGGAUCUCGAUUUGAGGCACGCGAUGGAAUUAAUCGGACCGCGCUGAGAGAGAUCAAGAUUUUGCAAGAAUUAUCUCAUGAGAACAUAAUCGGGCUAUUAGACGUAUUUGGUCAUGUUUCAGAUGUUUCACUUGUUUUCGAAUACAUGCUUACUGAUCUAGAAGUAAUCAUAAAAGAUAUAAACAUAUUUUUGACUCCUGCUAAUGUUAAAUCAUACAUAAUAAUGACCCUUAAAGGUCUUGAAUACCUGCACACCAAAUGGAUAUUACAUCGUGAUCUCAAACCAAACAAUCUGCUUAUUGAUGGUAAUGGCGUGCUCAAGAUUGGAGAUUUCGGUUUAGCUAAAUCUUUUGGUUCACCAACAAGAAUACUUACAAAUCAGGUCGUAACUCGUUGGUAUCGUGCACCGGAAUUAUUAUACGGUGCUCGUAUGUACGGUACCGGUGUCGAUAUAUGGUCCAUUGGUUGUAUCAUCGCCGAAUUAGUCAUACGAUUACCAUUUUUCCAAGGCCAAAGUGAUCUAGAUCAAAUGCUUAAAAUAUUCCAAGUGAUGGGCACACCAAAUGAAACUAAUUGGCCAGGUGUAACAAACCUACCGGAUUAUGUGAAAUUUAAUGUGUUAGAGCCUGUACCAUUUGAAAACAUAUUCACAGCUAUCAAAGAAGAUUUAAUACAAGUUCUUCAAUCAAUGCUGGCGUUGGACCCUAAUCGUCGAUGUACAUGUUCACAAGCAUUACAAAUGGCCUACUUUCACAAUGAUCCACCACCAACGCCUACACAUUUAUUACCGAAAGUAAAAAACGAGAUAUCUUCGGAGGAUAUUACAAUCACUGAUCAAGCAUCAGGUGAACCAACCAUGAGUGGCACUAAAAGAGCCAAUCUGUUUAGUUUGGAUAAUGUGGUGGCACCACCACAUGUAAAACGAUUAAAUUUCGAUGAUGAUUGACAUCAAUUAUUG
Dermatophagoides farinae (American house dust mite) is the source of this 1257-nucleotide messenger RNA. Its product is annotated as cyclin-dependent kinase 7. Gene Ontology annotation, molecular function: RNA polymerase II CTD heptapeptide repeat kinase activity; ATP binding; cyclin-dependent protein serine/threonine kinase activity. The record is from RefSeq and is a predicted model, not a curated record. Gene Ontology annotation, cellular component: cytoplasm; transcription factor TFIIK complex; transcription factor TFIIH holo complex. NCBI's taxonomy places the organism in Eukaryota, Metazoa, Arthropoda, Arachnida, Sarcoptiformes, Pyroglyphidae. Gene Ontology annotation, biological process: positive regulation of transcription by RNA polymerase II; protein phosphorylation.